This is a messenger RNA of Phytophthora nicotianae INRA-310, 1925 nucleotides long. RefSeq lists its product as hypothetical. Gene Ontology annotation, cellular component: lysosome. The record is from RefSeq and is a predicted model, not a curated record. NCBI's taxonomy places the organism in Eukaryota, Oomycota, Peronosporomycetes, Peronosporales, Peronosporaceae. The transcript has a single exon. The coding region runs from base 1 to 1755 and encodes 584 amino acids. Gene Ontology annotation, molecular function: cysteine-type endopeptidase activity.
AUGUUGCCCGUGUCCGUCUUGUCACUGGGAGCGUUGGCUCUAUCGACACAUUUCUUCUCCCCCGGCGUGGCUUUGAGUGAAGAUGCCCAGCAGAUUUACUCCGAGUGGAAGCAGUCGAGCUACUACGGUCAGGCCGUACAAGUUGUCAACACAAUCGGCGGCACGGCUGCCGGGUCCUUCUCUUCCUCGUCCAAGACCGAUGUUUCUGGCAGCGCGAGCUCUUCUGGUGCAGUAGGUGUUGGCUCGUUGGAAUCCAACGAGACCAUCACGUUCCCACCAACCUCCGGUUCGACUGGAUCCAGUGCAACGACAUCGUCGGCUUCAGGCACCACCACGACUGUCAGUAGCAUCACUGAAUCGGAAGAGCAACAGCGAUUCAACCAAGCCUUAGCUGACAUCGCAGAACUCCAGAAACUGCAUCCUCACGCCAACUUCUCAAUCAACUCACCUUUCGUACUUCUGACGUCGGACGAGUUCCUCUCGUACGUUAACCGGUAUGCCAUCGACCCGGACUCGAACCCCGUCAAGGCUAGCACAAGUUCGACUGCUGGAAUGUUCACUAUGGACGCAGAAGGCUCCAACACCAUGACGCUUUCCAGUUCAGGCGGCGAGAUCAUGACCUCAUCGGCAGCUGCAGGUGAGACGGUGGAUUGGCAAGAGGCUGGAUGUGUCACGGCUGUCAAGGACCAGGGAGAAUGUGGCGCUUGCUGGGCGUUCUCAGCCACUGCAGCGAUGGAAUCCGGUUACUGCGUGGCUACUGGCUCGCUUCCGAGCUUGUCCGACCAACAGCUCAUUAGCUGCAACACUGAAGAUGGCAACAGUGGCUGUGGUGGAGGCUACGCUGCCUACUCCAUGGACUGGGUCGCUAACGAACGCAGUGGCAAAAUGUGUACGCUCGACACAUAUCCGUUUACAUCAGAGAACGGGAACGUGGCCAGCUGCUCGAUGAGUUCCUGCACGGAGUUUGACGUUGGCGUGACCGGUUACGAAUCAGUUCAUAAAGACCCUGGUGCUAUCGAGGAUGCAGUGCGCAACCAACCUGUAUCGAUCUUCCUGUACAGCGGUUCUACUGCCUUCCAGUAUUACUCGGGUGGUGUGCUCACGGGCGAGAACUGCGAUAAGACUGGAUCGCACUCGGGACUGGCAGUGGGUUUUGGUGAGACGGAUGAUAACAUUCUUUACCGGCGCAUUAAGAACCAGUGGGGCACGUCGUGGGGCGAGGAGGGCUACGUUCGUGUCCAACGUCGCUACUCUGGAGACAGCGAAGGCGCUUGUGGUGUCGAGCUGUACGCGACUUGGCCUACCUUUGACGUCUCGGCGAGCCCUACUCCCGCUCCGAGACCUACCACCUCUGCUCCUUCCGCCACAACUGCUACCCCAUCCGUGACGACGGCGACACCUUCCGCUACACCGCUCACAACAGUGAUGCCUUCAGCUACCCCAGUCACAAACACACCUUCCGCAAUUGAGACCGUGGUGGAUCAAGCUGCCAGUGCAAGCACUGCGUCGAGCUCCGACUCGACUACACAGAAGAUUGGCGUAGACCAGGUGGCUAGCAGCGCAAGUGCCUCAUCAGGUUCGACUUCUGCGUACGAGGCGGUGAACACGGACGCAGGCAGUGGGAACGCUGUCGACGACUCAACCGCCCCGACAAAGGCGCCAGCAACGCCUUCUGUUGUUCAGAGCGACAGUGUCGCUGAUGAUGCCUCCUACGCCACCGUUCCGAGCACGGACAAGCGGGACUGCGCGAUGUGAGACUGCCUUGCAAUAGCCCAUUGCAUCUUUUACGUUGUGAGUAGCUUCAAGUUCUGACACUUAGCGAGCAUUAACUGUGAAACGGUUAUAGAGCACCAUAUCUGUUUCGAUGUUGUAGUGAAUUGACUCGGAAACAGCACUAUAUCAAAACAUGAUAACAAAGUCGCGAU